GGUUGUAAUUAGGGCGCCGCUGCGGCUGCUCUCUUGUCCCACAACGGCUGCUGCUCCGCUCCGCUCCGUACUCCAACGCCGCAAUGGCCUUCUGCCCUUGUUCGAAACCUGCCGCCUUCGAGAUCUCCUCUUCUUCUCCUCCUCUGUCGACCCUGCCGCCGCCGUAGGCGGCACCAUAUCUCCAGAUCCCCACUUCAUGGUGGAAUACCUCGUGAACUCUUGCGGGUUCUCCCCCUCCGAGGUCCGAGGCAGCCAAGUUCUCUAAACCUCUUGCGCACCUCCGAUCCACCGAGAAACCCGACGCCGUCCUUAACUUCAUGAGAUCUCAGGGCCUCGGUGGCGCCGCUAUCAGGAAGGUGAUAUCUUCGGAACCCAAUUACCUGUGCUACAACGUGGAGACGAACAUCGCCCCGAAGUUUCAGUUCUUACGUGAUUCGGGCCUAUCGGAGUCGGAUAUCGUCGAUGUCAUCCUGAAGAACGUUGUUAUUCUGCUCCUCGACGUUCACCGUUCCUUGGUCCCCAAAUUGGAGAUGUGGGAAAGUCUCUUGGGAUCGAGAGAGCUCGUUCUCAAGCAUCUCAAGAAGACCCGGUGGUUUUUCUUCUCCAGCGUUGAGAAGAAAUUGCAUCCUAACCUAAAGUUCUUGAGGGAUGAGUGCGGCAUUCCUGAAGAAAGGGUCUAUGUCGUCUUGAGAAGUCACCCACAAUUAAUCUCACAGAAACCAGAGUCUCUCCGAGCUUUGGUGGCGAGAGCAGAUGAACUGGGGAUGCCACGGCAAUCUCGGAUGUUCGUGCGGACACUUGAUGCUCUCCACAACGUAAGCCGAGAAAGGUUCGAGGCCAAGGUCGAGCUCAUGAGGAGCUUCGGGUGGUCGGAGUCGGAGUUUUCUUCUGCAGUCAGGAAAGCACCCACCUUCUUAUGCAUCUCCCUCGAUAUGUUGCGCAGAAAAGUGGAAUUUUUUAUCAAUGUAGUCGGGUACACUCCUUCCUUCAUCGCCUCCCAACCAUCUAUCUUGCUAUAUAGUCUGCAGAAGAGGGUAAUUCCUCGGUUUCGUGUUUUGGAGAUGUUGAAUACGAAAGGCUUGUGGACUCGACAAGGCACGUGUUUGUCCUAUGUGAAAUUAUCAAAUGCAAAAUUCCGGGAGAAGAUUGUUCUACCUUACAAAGAAAAGGUUCCUGAGCUUCUUGAUAUUUUGAGAGCUGGUGAGUGUGAAGGGAAAUGAGCCCUUUUAUUUGGUAUCAGAGGAGGAUGAGAAGGGCUUAGCUGCUGGUUUAACUCACAUUUGAAUUUCUCAUCCGGAGCUGAGCAGUGAUUCGGCACCUUUUUCCUUGACAACAAGCUGUCUUACAUCAACCACCAGCCUUGGCUACUGAGUUGCAGUCCAGUGAAUGAAUUAUUCCUUUGGUGUCAUAUGGUAGUAAUGUUGUAAUUGGAAGGUCUAUGCAGUGCCCAACACAAAAUGUCUUCCAGUUUUACUCACUAAGGUUCAUGGAAAAAGUCUGUUCUUUGUUGCAAAGCAGAAGUCCCUGGCCUGUUUGAAAUCUCUGAUAGAUGAAGGUAGAUUAUUCCCCUAGUUUGAGAUUCUGGAAAUAGAAUGCAAAUGGCUUCUCUAAAAGUCUAUUGAGGUGUGAGAUUCUUCUUAUGUGACAAGCUAGUUUAGCAUUGAUUAUAAACCAACUUUGUCUGUAUGUGAAAAUGCAAAUGGCACAGUAUUGUUGGUUUCUAUGUGAACUGCAGAUUUUAGAAAUUCUGCUUAGCAGUCCAACGGAGAUUAUUUUGGAUCUUAGGAACAUUUGGAUUCUGUUUAAGUUGAUUCUGAACGGGUAUUUGGAUUCUGACAAAUGUAAUUCCGGAUCGGUUAUUGGUUGUUGGGUGAGUGUGAAAGAGCCAUGUUUCAGAUUAAGUUAUGCAGUAUGUAUACACCACCAAAGAUGACGAGAAGUUAAAUGGAGUAGUACUUGCUCUGAUGAUUUUAGUAGCUGAAAAAAAUUUAAACCCCAAAGUGUUGUUUCUAUAAUUUAUUGUAGGGGCCUCAAUGGAAUUUGGAAGACCAGUUUUUGUGUUGAUCAGGAGUACCAUUGGUUUGGUACUCACCCAUUUCUUUUGCAUGUAAGAAGGUGUCACUUUGCUUGCAGGUUGAAUGGACUUCAGAGAAUCAAAACUUGUGUAUGUUAUACUGAAAUGCCUUCAGCCUCAUUGGAAUUGUUGAGUAUGCUAUCCUGAAUUGUCUUCAGCCUCACUGGAAUUGUAGAGUUUGCUAUCCUGAAAUGUCUUCAGCCUCAUUGGAAUUGUUGCCCAGGCAUUUCCUGCAUCAACAAACUCUAACAUGCAAACUAAUUUAUACGCCUAAACAUUUUAAAAUUGACACCAAAA
Musa acuminata AAA Group (dessert banana) is the source of this 2371-nucleotide messenger RNA. Its product is annotated as transcription termination factor MTERF15, mitochondrial-like. The record is from RefSeq and is a predicted model, not a curated record. Gene Ontology annotation, molecular function: double-stranded DNA binding. Gene Ontology annotation, biological process: regulation of DNA-templated transcription. NCBI's taxonomy places the organism in Eukaryota, Viridiplantae, Streptophyta, Magnoliopsida, Zingiberales, Musaceae. Bases 318 to 1220 code for a protein of 300 amino acids. The transcript is spliced from 2 exons.